This is a messenger RNA of Insectozyma verbasci, 1149 nucleotides long. NCBI's taxonomy places the organism in Eukaryota, Fungi, Ascomycota, Pichiomycetes, Serinales, Debaryomycetaceae. The record is from the annotation of a GenBank genome assembly.
AUGUCAUUCAACUUGCAAUCUACUCCAAAUUAUUGGUGUGAUGAUCAUCAACAACAACAACAAUCAAAUAAUAAUAUUUUAUACGAGGAUAUUUGUGAAUUAAAUCAUGAAAAUAUUAAUUUAUUUAAUAAUCAGCAACAACAGAAAGAUCAACUUCAACAUCAAGAUCCAGAUCAACAUCAACAUCAACACCAACAAUCAUUUCCUUAUUUAAAUACAGAAUCAAUCAAUAACGACCUUUAUUCUAAUAAUUUCAAUAAUAACUACGGAACUAAUCUUUAUUAUGAAAAUAAUUUAAAUCAACAAUAUCAACAUCAACAACCACAACCACAACCACAACCACGACCAUUUGUCAGUCAUCAUUCUUCUUCAGAAUCUUCUCCAAAUGCUAAAGUUGAUCUACAACAUUCUUUGAUGUCACCUGAAACCUCUGAAGCUUCUGCUCAUCAUUUAGCUGAUGAUACAGUCAAUAAUAAAACUAAAAUCGGUGGUAGAAAAGUAUCAAAUGUUAAAAAUAAAAAGCAAUUAUUAGAUGAACAAGAUGCUAUAUUAAUGUCAAAAGAUGAUUCAGAAUUAAAUGAAGAAGAAUUACAAUUGAAAAGGAAAGCUCAAAAUCGAACAGCUCAACGAGCAUUUAGAGAACGUAAGGAAACUAAAUUAAAAGAGUUGGAAGCAAAGUUGUUAAAAAGUGAGGAGGAAAGACAAAAGUUGAUGGAUCAAUUAGAAAUCAUCCGAAAACAAAAUCUUUCAAUAUCAUCGGAAAAUGAAGUAUUACGAAGUGACCCAAAUAAUUUAGCUUCUUUGGCUAUGAAUAAUCACCAUAAUAAUCGUAUUAAUAAAUUUACAUUUCCAAAAACUCAAGAUGAUUUUAUAAAAGGAGUUAUAGAAGGUACAAAUCAUCAGUAUAAUAAUGAAGAAAAUAAAAAUAAAAUUUAUGACGAUAAGGAAGGUAAUAAAUUAUUAGCGUUAGGUGCUGUAUGGGAUUAUUUACAAAUUAAAGUAGAAGAAUUUGAUCUAGAUUUUAAUUCGAUAGAUAUAAAAGAAGUUAUGAAUAAAUUGAAAGGUAGUGAAAAAUGUCAUGGAUGGGGUCCAGCUUAUGAUAAAACAUUGGUUGAUCAAGCUAUACAAAGUUGUUUAAGUAGUAUUUAA